CAAGGGAUUCAAAUUAUACAAGAAGAACCUCUUGUUUUGCCUCUAAAAUAUAAAAUAUAAGCGUUUCAAUGUUUUAGUUGGACAGUGUUGGUCUUUGAAAUCAUUCAAUCAAGUUAAAUUUCGGCUGCAAAAGUGAGAUGGCGAUUGUUAGCAACAAUUUUGACCAAUGCAGCUUUUGCUCUGUUAUGUGCGAUGAGGAGUUUCAUCAUGUGCUAGUUCCUUCUCUCCUUCAAGAGCAGAAGCUGAAACCUAUUCAUCAGAAGCUGAGCGGUGUCACUUCCCAAUUGAGUAGUUAUCCUACGUGUGACAAAUGCCGACAAGAGUUCAUAAUCACCCACAACAUUUCUGAGAAUUGCUUCCAAAUUUUGCCCAGCACCAAACCGAAUGACAUCAAGACGGAGCCAGAGUUAAUGAUCGAUGACCACGAACUAUCGAAUACUGACAACAUUUUUGAGAGAGAUACAAGAUCGGACUUUGCGCCACUUGCACAGGAAGCCGAAGUGCAAAUCAAGGGAGAAAAAGGAGAGGUAUUCUUCAUCAGUGAAAUUGACGGAGAAGGCAACAAUAUACCAUUGAUUCCGGUUGCUAGAACAAAUAUGCGAAGAAAAAAUAAUUUGAAUGCUUCACGUUCUUAUUCUUGUUCACAUUGUGAAAAAGCGUUCAAGGACUCUUCAUCGCUUCAACGUCACAUUCGAAUUCAUACAGGCGAACGUCCCUUUUCGUGUCCACACUGCCCGAAGGCGUUCACCCAACAUAUAGCGCUCAAACAGCACAUUCGAAUUCAUACGGGUGAACGUCCCUUUUCUUGUCCACAUUGUCCGAAGGCGUUUAUGCAACAUACAACGCUCAAGCUGCAUGUUCGAAUUCAUACGGAUGAACGUCCCUAUUCUUGCCCACAUUGUCCGAAAGCGUUUAAGCAUCAACCAACUCUCAAACAGCACAUUGGAACUCAUACGGAUGAGCGUCCCUAUUCCUGUCCACAUUGUCCAGAAGUGUUUAAGAACCCUUCCGCGCUCCUAAAGCACAUUCGAAUUCAUACGGAAAAACGUCCCUAUUCUUGUUCCCAUUGUCCGAAAGCGUUUAAGAAUCCUUCCGCGCUCCAAAAGCACAAUCGAUCACAUACGGGUGAACGUCCCUAUUCUUGUUCACAUUGUCCGAAAGCGUUUAAGGAGGCUUCAACGCUCAAAGAGCACAUUCGAACUCAUACGGAUGAACGUCCCUAUUCAUGUCCGUAUUGUUUCAAAGCGUUUAGGCAGUCUACAGUUCUUGGAAAACACCUGCAUACACACUGUAAUGAAACAGGCGGCUCCGGGAUGGAAUCAUUGACGACCGCAAGGGAAGAUAUGACUGGAUGCUGAUGAAUUCCUUUGUCGAUUGAAGAAUAAGAGCCUGAUUCUCGAAUACACUUCACGGUGGAAACGAAAUAAACGGCACGGCAUUGAACUACGUUUUACGAGUUAGUGAAGUGCCGAAGAUAAUAAUGAGUUUUCAUGCAGAAUGAGCACUUUUCAAAUAAAAAAUUAUUAAUGAAAAUUAACUUCUUCGUAUCAAACUGGUAUUCAAUGUGAGUGGAAAACGUUGUUUUCUUCAUGUGAUAUAAUAAUCCCAUACAAAAAUUUUAUCUGAAGAUAAUUUGAUAUUAUUCUGAUAAGUUUAGUGGGAAACUAAUCUCGCAUCCAGAUGUCGACACCGUACCGUUGUCAUCGCGAAUACGUUUAAUUCCGUUUCCACCGUGAAGUGUAUUCGAAGUGUAUUCGAGAAUCAGGCCCUAAAGCCCAUAGCAGAAAUGUUUUCUGAAACCAUUUAAAACAUGGCUCAACUACACGAUUCGUCCAACGUUUGACUCUAAAGCCAGCGCUACACGAUGCUACGAACACCCUCGAAUGCUGGACGCUCGAUGAUUCGACGCAUUGUGUAGUCGACUGACGAGCUACGAACCUCCAAUGUCGAGUGUCGAAUAUUCGCGUUGGAAGGUAAUCCGUUCGUUGUGGAUUACCUUCCAACGCGAGUGGCACGAGUCAAAGGAUUUUUGUCAUUCGUUGAUUCGACACUCGAUGACAUUCGAUACAGCGCUACACGAUUCGUCCGAAUAUAUCUUUGACAGAUUGGUUUGUUUACAAGUUUUAAAUGAAGGAACUAUUAAAUUGAUUCAUAAAAUUCAAAAUAUUGCAGUUUAAUAAUGUUGAUUUCAAGCAUUUCUAAUUUACAGCCCGAUAUCAGUACAAUUGCUAUGGCAGCAAUUUCAAUACUCGCAUCGUCAGCCAGUUUCCUGAUGUUUUUGAUGGUAAAUAAAAACAAUAAGCAUUCCAUCCAAAUACUCGCCGAUUGCUUGGACCGAUUGCAUUGAAUCGAACAUUCACUUCACCGUGUAGCAGCACAUUCGUCACAACAUUUGUCGAUUCAUCGAGUCAAAUGUUUGAGUCCAACAUUCGAGUAGAACGUUGGACGAAUCGUGUAGCGCCCGCAUAAUGUUGGACUCAAACAUUUGACUCAAUGAAUCGACAAAUGUUGUGACGAAUGUGCUGCUACACGGUGAAGUGAAUGUUCGAUCCAGUGCAUUCGGUCCAAACAAUCUGCGAGUAUUUGGAUCGAAUGUUUAUUAUUUUUGUUUACCACCAAAAACGUUUGGAAAUCGAAUGACGAUGCGAGUAUUCAAAUAACUGCCGUAGCAAUUAUACUGAUAUCGGACUUUAAAUCAAAAAUGCUUGAAAUCUACAUUAUCAACCUGCAAUAUCUUGCCGCAUAUUUUUAAUUUCACGAAACAAUUUCAUAGUUCCUUCAUCUACAACUUGUAAACAAACCAAUCUGUCGAAGAUAGAUUCGAACGCAUUAUGUAGCUGCGUAUCGAAUACUAUCGAGUGUCAAAUUGAGCGAAUGCCAAAAAUUCUUUUGUAGGAGAUGAGACAAGACAAGAGAAGAAAUGCGAAAUAAUCAAAAUAUAGGUAAAUAUAAAUAUAAAUCGGCUACAAAAUCUUUGUGUUUCAUCUGCUCAUGAUCUUUGGUAAAGCGUUGGCAUUGUAUGCAAAUGAAUUCUUGGAUUACUCAACACGCAAGCAAGACGUGAGAACAUUCCUCCACAAAUAAGGAGAGGAAAAUAAUAUAAGAGCGAAAUGAGAAAAAGCUCUAAUUUGUCUCUGUUCCGUUCAGCGUUGCCAAAUAGGCUAUACAAUUAUUCGGAUACAUUAGAAGUAAAAGAAACAUAAUUCGGAAACAUUGGCACCAUUGGUCCGAAAGAGUAUCAGUUAAUAAGAAUGAGAAAAAUGAGCAAUUAAAGAAUAUCUCUUUGGCUGAUGCAUGCCACUAGUUUGAUGGAACGUCAGUCUCUAGAAUAAAAUUAGCAGAAACGGUCAUUGGAAUUCAACUAAUGCGGGCGCUACACGAUUCGUCCAACGUUGAGACGAAUGUGCUGCUACACAGUGAAGUGAAUGUUGGAUCUAAUGCAUUCGGUCCAAGCAAUCUGCGAGUAUUUGGAUCGAAUGUUCAUUAUUUUUGUUUACCACCAAAAACGUUUGGAAAUCGAAUGACGAUGCGAGUAUUGAAAUAACUGCCGUAUCAAUUAUACUGAUAUCGGAUUUAAAUAACAAAUGCUUGAAAUCAACAUUAUCAAACUGCAAUAUCUUGCCGCAUAUUUUUAAUUUCACGAAAUAAUUUCAUAGUUCCUUCAUUUUCAACUUGUAAACAAACCAAUCUGUUGAAGAUAGAUUCGAACGCAUUAUGUAGCGGUGUAUCGAAUACUAUCGAGUGUCAAAUUGACUACACGAUGCGUCGAACCAUCGAGCGUUCAACAUUCGGGGCUGUCCGUAGCAUCGUAUAGCGCCGGCAUAACAGACAGAAAGGGAAAGAAAACAGGGGUGACAUUGCGCAUUUCGAAACGAGUAACUCGUUUUGAGAUAAUUCAAACUCGAAUCUAAUUGAUUUAAGUAUUAUGUAUCUUUUUCGAGUUAUUAUUUUCAGUGUACUAGAUUUUGUCUCGAAGGGAAAUGUCAAAUUUUUGGGUUUGUAAACAAAGUAAACUUCAUGGCUAUUGCAAAUAUCAAUGCCGAAAAACAAAUUUAAUUUGAUAUAAUAUUAGACUUGUGAUUAGAAAG
Toxorhynchites rutilus septentrionalis is the source of this 4088-nucleotide messenger RNA. RefSeq names its product zinc finger protein 501-like. The record is from RefSeq and is a predicted model, not a curated record. Gene Ontology annotation, cellular component: nucleus. Bases 138 to 1358 code for a protein of 406 amino acids. Gene Ontology annotation, biological process: regulation of transcription by RNA polymerase II. Gene Ontology annotation, molecular function: RNA polymerase II cis-regulatory region sequence-specific DNA binding; DNA-binding transcription factor activity, RNA polymerase II-specific. Lineage: Eukaryota; Metazoa; Arthropoda; Insecta; Diptera; Culicidae. The transcript is spliced from 10 exons.